Molecule: messenger RNA, 693 nt
Organism: Capronia epimyces CBS 606.96
Lineage: Eukaryota; Fungi; Ascomycota; Eurotiomycetes; Chaetothyriales; Herpotrichiellaceae
Exons: 2
Coding region: 1-693 (230 amino acids)
Source: RefSeq, a predicted model, not a curated record
AUGGUGUACAACGUCCCUGCUGAGGAAAGCGAACCCGUCGUGACUAGCCACAUCAACGGCACCACCGAAGAGCUCCUCGCUCGAUACGCCAUCACUGAGUUGUGCAAGGGCUGGCCUGUAUACCGGGACGCUUCGGAGUGGCAGAACUACCGCAGCUUGUUUACCAAGGAGGGCGCAUAUGUCUGGACCACGUGGUCCGGCGGUUUGUCCAUUGAAGACUUCAUCAAAGUCUCGAUUAAAGGCCGGGCCAAUGGCGACUUCAUCAUGCACCGCGAGAACGGCACACUGGCCAAUGUCAACCUGGCCAAACAGCGAGGCAUCGGCAAGAUGAAGGCGACCAUCACCCAGCGAUUCACCAUCCAGGGCAUCCCCGUCGACGUCGAGUGCGACUGCCGAUUCAUCUUUUUCUGCAAGAUCGAGGAUGGCGAGUGGAAGACCCAGUUCGUCAAGCUGUUUUACGAAAAGGAUAAGAUGAUUCCUGUCGAUGGCAAGACCGUCCCUAAUUUUCCCAAGGAAGAGCUGGCCAAGUAUACCGAGGGCUACCAGUAUCUAGCCGUGGCGCAGAACAGCUUGGGCCACCCCAUAUUGAACGACCUCCCUAAUGCCGGCAACCAGGGAUGGUACGAUAUGUACAAGGCUAUGGCUGCUUGGCUACAAGGUGAAGAAAUCAACCUGUUCUGGGAGAAGAAGUAA